This is a messenger RNA of Eleginops maclovinus (Patagonian blennie), 1615 nucleotides long. RefSeq names its product noggin-2-like. Gene Ontology annotation, biological process: dorsal/ventral pattern formation; osteoblast differentiation; negative regulation of BMP signaling pathway. The record is from RefSeq and is a predicted model, not a curated record. NCBI's taxonomy places the organism in Eukaryota, Metazoa, Chordata, Actinopteri, Perciformes, Eleginopidae. Bases 25 to 885 code for a protein of 286 amino acids. The transcript has a single exon.
UGUUCAAGCCAAACCUUAAAAACCAUGCCUGGGCUGUUCUACUAUGGAGUCCGUUUCUGCUGGAUUACUCUCUUUCUACAUGGAUUAUUUACUUUUAACAUUUCAACCCCAAACCAGCAUCCCAAUGGGACUGUUGUUCAAAACGAGGAGGACAAAAACAGGUAUUCACCAUUUCUUCACCUGAGAGAAAAUCUGUUGUCUUACUCGCAGCCAAUCCGCCCAUACACCCUGCUGACAAACGCUGAAGACUACCACUACAUGCCCAAACCCAGACAUCUCCGGCCUUCUCAGCUCCUGCGUCUUCUGGGAUCCUCCUUUGACCCAAGUUGGAUGUCCAUAGAGCAGCCAUCUGAAGCAUCUAGUCAACUUUUGGGAUAUGUCUCACUUGCUGGGAAAUUCCCCACUACUACCAUGAAGAAGUUAAGUGCUUCUCCGGACCUGAGAGAGGCUGCAGCAAACAAUCUGCAGACACUGGUGAAGGAAGCCGCAGAUCUGGACCUUGGUUUUCUCCAAUCGCAUGUUGCCAGCUCCGUUAGAGACUGGUUGGUGCGCUCUGCCACUUGUGGAUUAACCUACCAAUGGGUGGAUCUGGGUCAGGCUUUCUGGCCACGCUGGCUGCGGCAGACAGACUGCGAAAGAUCAGUUGGAGAGCAAAGUUGCUCCUUUCCGGGCGGGAUGGAGUGCGUGCGAGCUGAAACCGCUCUCAUUAAGAUUCUGGCUUGGCACUGCUUGGAAAACAAAAAGGGAGACGAUGGGUGGAGAAGGAUAAAAGCAGACGGGUCUGACGGUGGCACUGAGAUGAGGACAGGCGAAGCCAAGAACAAAUGUUUAUGGAGGCAAGUGCCUUAUCCUGUGGUCACAGCAUGUACAUGUUCAUGUAAAUGAAAUAGUUCAUCUCUUCAGGGCCAACCAUUUUUAAUUGUCAUUCCAGCUGGGGCUCUAUAUGCAUGCAAUUUUUUAAAUGUCAUUGAGUUGUAAGAAAUUUCCCAAACCACUCAAUAAGACAUUGAUUGCAUUUUAAUGGAUUUAAGAAAAAACAUCUUCCUCCAGAUCAGUUGUUGAGUUGUUUUUCUGUCAAAGUUACUUUAUCCAGCACUUAAUUUCAUGAAUUAAAGCAAUGUUCCAUAUCAUUUGAGGGUAUUCAUCAAUGCUUUGAUAUGGGGCUUAACCUUUAAAUACUUGUUACUUACGAAACAAACACUACUGUCAGCACAACCAAUGUAAAUUCCCCUGGCAUCCAAUCAUGAGGUGCUCCAAAUGAGGAGAACAGUCCGAACAAAUAAUCCCUACAUCCCAGCACCAGUUAUUAUUCACCAUAAAGCACCGGCUCCUUAUAUUCUUCUAUUAUUAUUAAGUAUUUGUCUGUUUUUGUUAAUGCUUUUUUUAACGUGAUUUUUCAACUCUUUGUCUGUUUAUUUGUUUAUUUUUUUUUUUUUAAUGUUUUACUAUUACCGUUUUCUUGUUUUGUAUGGGGGGGUGGGAAUGGGUGUAAAACAUGCACACUCCUGUAUUGUGUUUUUGAUAGUGUAUGCAUUUCAAAGUUGCUAUGUUGUUUAAGAAAAAGGAAAAUAAAGUUUACAAAAAGCAACAUAGAAAAACAUCGCCUUCCAGAAUA